AGGUUCUCACUCACUCAUGGCUUUGGCAACAUAUAUAGUUGGACAAACACCAUUUCCUGAGUUCAGUGUUGUGCUGAUGUUGGAUGAUGUGCAAAUAGGAUAUUAUGAUUCAACCACAUGGAAAGGUGUCUAUCGCCUUCACAGUGCUUCAAAAUACUAUGACGAAGAGCAAAGUGAUGUUGGUGUUAUAUUUCUUGAUAUGUAUAAUGGCAUGAAAAAUCGGGCAGUUUAUCUUAAGGAUCACCUAAAUCACACAGAUGGUGUACAUGUUCAUCAGAGACUUGCCGGAUGUGAACUGUUGAACGAUGAUAAACCAGGACCACUUUAUUUCUGGGAUGCUUUCAAUGGACAAAACAUGGAGGAGUUCACGUUUGACAAGGAAAAAAAUGACAUCCAGAUGAAAAAGCCAUGGAUGAUAAAAUGGGACCAAGCAAAAAAGAUUCAUGUAAAGUUACUAUAUGAAAAUGUUUAUCAUCCUAUUUGCAUUAAAACAUUGCAGAGGUACCUGAAUAUGCAAAAGAACUAUGUGAUGAGAAAAGUGAAACCCAGAGUCAGACUCAUGAGGAAGAUGCUCUCAGACUCUCAAGGGCUUCAGAUCAGCUGUCUGGCCACUGGUUUUUACCCCCGUCACAUUAACCUGACCCUGUUCAGAGAUGGACAGCCUGUGGAUGAAGAUCUGAUCACAGGAGGAGAGAUUCUGCCCAACGGAGACGGAACUUACCAGAUGAGGAAGAGUUUGGUGAUCAGUGAAGAAGAGCUACAUGAGGAACAUAAAUACAACUGCACAAUGAAGCACCUCAGUCUGGACAACAAACUGGACAUUACAUUUGUGGAUGAAUCUGACUCAGGGUCCUUCAGUCUUUCUAUAGUUUUCGGUGUGCUUGUGUGUGUGGCUUUUCUCAUCAUAACUGCACUCAUCAUUUGGAGGAAGAGAGGAGCUGCUGGACAAGGAUCUGAGACAUCACAAUGUAUAUACUCCCCUACUCCAUCUUCAGUGCAAGGAUAA
This is a messenger RNA of Cyprinus carpio (common carp), 1006 nucleotides long. Its product is annotated as major histocompatibility complex class I-related gene protein-like. Gene Ontology annotation, cellular component: external side of plasma membrane. Bases 17 to 1006 code for a protein of 329 amino acids. Lineage: Eukaryota; Metazoa; Chordata; Actinopteri; Cypriniformes; Cyprinidae. The record is from RefSeq and is a predicted model, not a curated record. Gene Ontology annotation, biological process: immune response. The transcript has 6 exons.